Molecule: messenger RNA, 2443 nt
Organism: Colletotrichum destructivum
Lineage: Eukaryota; Fungi; Ascomycota; Sordariomycetes; Glomerellales; Glomerellaceae
Exons: 1
Coding region: 817-2415 (532 amino acids)
Source: RefSeq, a predicted model, not a curated record
GUGACUUGGCCGUCGCGUCUUCGCUCCCCGAACCUAAGCCGCCCAUGUGCAAGUCUUGCCUGUGACUACCUUAGGCUUGGAUUGUGUAUCUUGGUCUCUCCUCCUCGCCUCGGGUCACCUAGUUGCACCCUGAUUACCUCACCAUCGAGCCCGUUCAAGCAAUAAACCAACAAAUCAUCUGCCCAACUUCCCUUCGUCCUCUCCUCUCUCUCUUCUUUCCUUGAUCUGCCUGCUCUGUUCUGCCUCAAUUCCCUUGAGUCUUUCGCCUCAUCCCAUCUCAACCUCUCAACCCCUCGUACAGAUGGUCCACACCGUCUCGCCUUGGGCAGUUCACCACUACUUUUUCUAGGUCCUGCCCUCACGACUACCCAUCCUGGCACUUGCGCACGCACUCUCCCCCGCGCAUCGCGACACGAACAAACAUCCAGCCGUCCGAUAGCUCCACCUCGUCAGGUUCCGCCAGUCGCCUGGCACCAAAGAACGCUCCUAUCCUGCUUUCAUUACCUCGCCUUGACUCCCCCCAUCUCGUCGCACCUUCGUCGUGGUGUCCGUCAUCGCAAGCGUCGGCAACCAGGGCCUCCAAACUAGAAAGGCUGCGCAGCAAACAAAAAGGGAUCUGUUGCUUGAUUCGAGAUUUCGCUCUCAACAUCGACCUUUACAUCUCCCGAUAACCCCGCGCUUCUUGCGCUGCAUCUUGCUUACACUGGGAUCCGGCUCUAGGGAUACCCUUCUGACGCGCUUCUCCAUGUUCAAGCCGCCGUAGGCUUUUUGUCCCUCCCCCGACCACCGCAGCUUUGGUCUUGAGACGUCUUCUUCAUGGUCUCGCAUCCCGACUCCGCUUCCUCUCUCACCUUGCGAAGCCCUUCCUCGGUCGUUUCGCGUCCCUCCCUUUCGCGCACGAAGCGAUACAACAGGUCCCACGUCGGCGGCGCCACCCACGUAUCCCAGAAUGAAUUCCCCAUCUUUAGCAACUCGGGCGAUGUCGAGAUCAUAGUCAAGGCUGGCAGCCACCACAACCGCUACCUGCUGCAUCGUCACACUCUCACCCGAUCAUCCGGUUUCUUCGAGGCCAGCACAAGUCACGAGUGGUCCAAGCCAGUUACUGAUGGCGCCUCUGGCGAUGUUGCCCGCAUCGGCGACGGCUCAUCUGUCGAUUCGUCAUCGAACGCCCCAGCCUCGAGCCGAGCCCUGACGACGUCGGUCAACCCAAGGAAACGAUGGCGCUAUGAAUUGGAUCCAGGAACAGGGGAUGGGGAUAUUCCAAUGCUGGUACAAAAGGACGAGGACCACCCCAAGGGCUCCUCGGGCAGCCAAACCACGUCGUUGUUCGGUCCCGGCGGCGCUGGCGGCACCGGCAAUCAGCCCAUGCCUUUCACGCGAAGCAAGACAUCUAGUCACUCGCACUCUUCAUCCGCCCACUCAAGCCACAACUUUUUCCGUUCCGUGGCCAACCUGAGUCUCGUGCCGAGCUCGACGACGACGACGGCCCAGCCUCUCUCACAGGCCGACCAGGAUUUGCUACGGGAUUAUGAUAACCUCUUCCGCAUAUUUUACAACUAUCCACCGGUCCUGGAUGGGGUGAAUAUUGCCGACGCUUACGUGCAAUGCAAGUCACUCAUCACCCUGGCGGACCUGUACGACGCGCUUGCCGUGGUCGGCCCUAGGGUUGACCAUCACUUGCUUCAAUUCCAGUCACGACUAUGGAAACAGAUUGCCAAGUAUCCAAUAUCUUACCUUCGCCUCGGCUACCUUGCGCGCAGUAGGGUUAUCUUCCAGGAGGCCCUCAUCCACGUCGUUGGGCAAUGGCCGUCAGGGGAACGCAGUCUGCGUGCUGCUCUUCCCGACAUAGUCCUUGACAUCAUUGAGGACAAAGUUGACGAGCUCGAGGAGACCGUCAGCCGGGUCGAGGGCCGUCUCUUUCGGCUGAACCUAAUAACAGCCCGGGGUGAGCGUGUCACACCUAGUACAUCCUAUCUGGACUGGCUUGCAGUCAGUUUGUUUCGACAGUGGCUGGCAGAUAACACCAGCCCUCCACCUCCCGACAGACGGAUGCAAGCCUCUCGCGACAGCCGCAACGGCAAUCCACAACAACUGGCCCUCCCCACCGUUGUGCCGCCUUUGGCAACGGUCGGCCGCACAUACCGCACUCUUGGCGCUUCCUCGUCGGUCUAUCUUGGCCACGACGAGUGCAAACGGUUCCUGAAAUUGACACCCGAGCUGUAUAGCCGCGACAAUCUACGCCGCUUCGAAAAGCGCAUAGAUGAGCUCAAGUCGAUGGCCCGCGAUAUUGUGCGGCCGCUGAUGGGAAGUGGGCUCGAGCUAGACACCAGUAGUGGGAGAACGGCCGAUGGAAUCGGCUACCUUACAUGCGUAACGGUAGGAGAUCGUGAUCUUCCCUGGCAUGUUGACCAUUAACACGAUGAAACGCCUGGUGUGCACACCC